AUGGCCAAGUCCAAGAACCACACCACACACAACCAUUCCCGCAAAUGGCACAGAAAUGGUAUAAAGAAACCCCGAUCACAAAGAUACGAAUCUCUUAAGGGAGUGGACCCCAAGUUCCUGAGGAACAUGUGCUUUGCCAAGAAGCACAACAAGAAGGGCCUAAAGAAGAUCCAGACCGACAAUGCCAAGGUCAUCAGUGCACGUGCUGAGGCUAUGAAGGCCCUCGUAAAGGAGGUUAAGCCCAAGAUCCCAAAGGGUGGCAGCAGCAAGCUCCAACGACUUGCCUACAUUGCCCACCCCAAGCCUAGGAAGCGUGCUUGUGCCCACAUUGCCAAGAGGUUCGGGCUGUGCUGGCCAAAGGCCAAGGCCAAGGAUCAAACCAAGUGCCCAGGAUCAACUCCAGCUUCAGUUCCGGCUCAGGUUCACAAAAGUGCUCAGGCCCCUACAAAGGCUUCAGAGUAGGUAUCUGUCUGCCAACGUGAUGACAGAAGGACUGGUGCAACCUGCCCGGGCUGCCAUCUGCAUGGGGCUGGGGUCCUCACCUCCUGUGCUAUUUG
Molecule: messenger RNA, 557 nt
Organism: Mandrillus leucophaeus (drill)
Lineage: Eukaryota; Metazoa; Chordata; Mammalia; Primates; Cercopithecidae
Product: 60S ribosomal protein L29-like
Exons: 2
Coding region: 1-462 (153 amino acids)
Biological process (GO): cytoplasmic translation
Cellular component (GO): ribosome; cytosolic large ribosomal subunit
Molecular function (GO): structural constituent of ribosome
Source: RefSeq, a predicted model, not a curated record